This is a messenger RNA of Periophthalmus magnuspinnatus, 1146 nucleotides long. It is a transcript of the gene gpr52, whose product is annotated as G protein-coupled receptor 52. The record is from RefSeq and is a predicted model, not a curated record. Lineage: Eukaryota; Metazoa; Chordata; Actinopteri; Gobiiformes; Gobiidae. Gene Ontology annotation, biological process: G protein-coupled receptor signaling pathway. The transcript has a single exon. Gene Ontology annotation, cellular component: membrane. Gene Ontology annotation, molecular function: G protein-coupled receptor activity. The coding region runs from base 1 to 1146 and encodes 381 amino acids.
AUGAACCAGUCUGCUAUGCUCACCAACCCGGGGCCCAUUCCCAACGCCAGCCAGGGAGAUCCGCUUUCGGGACGCUCCAACCACUCCUGCCCCUUAGGCUGGGGUUUGAACGAAGGUUUGGAAGCUUGUAUACUGGAGACGGCGGUGAUCGUGCUGCUCACCGUUCUGAUCAUCGCGGGAAACGUCACCGUCAUAUUCGUUUUCCACUGCGCGCCGCUGCUGCACCACUACACCACGAGCUACUUCAUCCAGACCAUGGCCUACGCGGACUUGCUAGUAGGGCUAAGCUGUUUGGUGCCUACGCUCUCCCUGCUCCACUACCCGGCUAGCGUCCAAGAACCCGUCACCUGUCAAGUUUUCAGCUACGUCAUCUCGGUCCUCAAGAGCGUAUCCAUGGCGUGUUUGGCGUGCAUCAGCGUCGACCGUUACCUCGCCAUCACCAAGCCUCUGUCGUACAACCAGCUCGUGACGCCGUGCCGGCUCCGCGGGUGCAUCACGGUGAUAUGGCUGUACUCCGGACUCGUUUUCCUCCCGUCGUUCUUCGGGUGGGGAAAACCGGGAUACCACGGGGACAUAUUCGAGUGGUGCGCGCAUUCCUGGCCCACGUCCGCCCUCUUCACCGGUUUCGUCGUGUGCCUCCUGUACGCGCCCGCGGCCCUCGUCGUCUGCUUCACGUACUACCACAUUUUCCGGAUUUGCCAACAGCACAACAGGGAAAUCAGCGAGAGGAGGGCGAGGUUCCCGAGUCAGGAGAUGGAGACGGAAGGCGGGGCUAGCGGGCAUCACGGAGGCGGCGGCGGCGGCGGAGGAGGAGGAAGCGGAGGUCACGGUCCAGAUAGACGCUACGCCAUGGUGUUAUUCAGGAUCACUAGUGUCUUCUACAUGCUGUGGUUGCCGUACAUCAUUUACUUUCUCCUGGAGAGUUCAAACGUUUUGGACAGCCCGGCGUUGUCCUUCAUAACGACUUGGCUAGCGAUUAGCAACAGCUUUUGUAACUGCGUGAUCUACAGUUUGUCCAAUAGCGUGUUCAGACUGGGGAUGCGCAGACUGUCCCAGACGAUGUGCUCUUUUAGCCACUGCGCAGCCGACGAUCGAGAUUUUGGGGAUUCUAAACCGAGAAGACGAGCGAAUUCUUGCUCUAUUUAA